AUGCGAGCCUUCCUACUUGCAUAUCUCGCCGUACUCGGCCUAGUUGUGUGCGAGGUCCCUCUGCAUUCCUCAAGCGAAUUUCUACUCAAUACUUCCAGUCUCGCCGUUGAAGAUAGCGGUGGCAUCGUCAAAAGAGCACCUGUUGCGCCAGCUGACGACUUUCUAUGGCAGACUUGCGGUUGUCGCGGCCAGAAGCUCCAACUAAUGGAUACGCUCGAUCCAGUAAACGCCGCUAGGUUUGGUACUCCAUUGAACAGUCCUUGGGUUGGCACACUCGAAAACGAACUUACGACCUGGGGUUACAAAGACAACAGCGCAAACGAUGACAUCCAGGACUUGUGCGACUUCACAAUGAAGCCUAUGUUUGAGGCAGUCCUUCGCACCCUGGGAAUCGGCGCAGGAAGCGCCCAGUAUGGCGGGCCGAACAAGUGUUUCUCUUAUGUCCACAGAGAGGGACCCGCCGUCCAACUGCAGCCGAACGGCCAGAUGCCACCUAGAAACCAACAACGCUACACCGUUGAUGGAGUAAGCUACAGGGUAACAAACGCUUAUUACACCAUUGGCAUAAAUGCUCAAGCUGGUGUCAUCCAUUUGCUCAACCGAAAGUCACCGGAAUCUGCGGCUAAAACUUUGUGGGGAGUUGAAAGUGCUCCAAGAAACGAGCUACCGGCGUUGAAGUCGAGUUCAGAUAUCGCCUGGGGCAUGUGGGAGAGGAUGAGUCCUGGCAACCUGGGUAACAUCAACUACAUCUUCUCCCACAGUAUUGUCAACAAGGAAACUCAAGCAAUCAUUCUGAGGGCUCUGGAUGGCCAACCACUUGCGCCUUGGCCAGGGACUGAGUUCGUAGCUGGAGAAGCCUCUGAGUACUGGGCUUUACUGGGGUCACCGAAUGGUGUAGCAGUGGGCUACAUUCUUGGGCAGCACAAACCUCAGUUCGGUCACAACAGAUAUGUCUCUAGUAUACAUAUCUUCCAGGGUUCACCGGCGAAUCCAGUUUGGCUGAUUGGCAUUUUGCCGUGGUUGUGUUUCGUCGUUAAACCAGCGCCAUAUCCGGCACCGCAACCGCCGGAUGAGGUUAUGGGCGAGACAAAUGCUUUUGUGCCUGGUAAAAGUGAUCUGGUAGAUGAAGACCGAGUGGUAGACCGAUCGGAGGAUGGGAAGAACAUUGUGAGGAGUCAUAAGAUCUGGGCAAAGAUGUGA
Molecule: messenger RNA, 1200 nt
Organism: Alternaria atra
Lineage: Eukaryota; Fungi; Ascomycota; Dothideomycetes; Pleosporales; Pleosporaceae
Exons: 2
Coding region: 1-1200 (399 amino acids)
Source: RefSeq, a predicted model, not a curated record